Messenger RNA from Physella acuta, 681 nucleotides. RefSeq lists its product as uncharacterized. NCBI's taxonomy places the organism in Eukaryota, Metazoa, Mollusca, Gastropoda, Physidae. The record is from RefSeq and is a predicted model, not a curated record.
GAUAACCAAGCUGAUUGCUUUCUUUAUUCUCUGCCUGUAGCAAAGCCCUCUGUCUUUCACAUACCGAAUCCAAUCCGAAAUGGCUUCAAUGAAAAUUGUUCUCUGCUGUGCCAUGGUAGCUUUGGCUAGUGGCUUGUACGCUAAACAAGGCUACAACAAUGGCGGAUACAAUGGUGGUAGCAGUGGCUACAACAGUGGUAGCAACAGCUACGACAGCGGAAAGGGCUACAACAGCGGAAGUGGAUACGACAGCGCAAAGGACUACAACAGUGGUAGCAACAGCUACGACAGCGGAAAGGGCUACAACAGUGGUAGCAACAGCUACGACAGCGGAAAGGGCUACAACAGUGGUAGCAACAGCUACGACAGCGCAAAGGGCUACAACAGUGGUAGCAACAGCUACGACAGCGGAAAGGGCUACAACAGCGGAAGUGGAUACAACAGCGGUAGCAACAGCUACGAUAACGGAAAGGGAUACAACAGUGGUAGCAACAGCUACGACAGCGGAAAGGGCUACAACAGCGGAAAUGACCAAACCUACAAUGGAGGAUCUCUGUAUUGAGUACCCCGUCAGAGUGAUGUAGCCUACAGAUUGUCAUGUUCGCUGGCCUCGCCUAGUACAGCUCAGCUGAUGAACGCUUGGUUAUGAUGAUAUUAGUAGACACAAUAAAGAUUCUUGCA